This is a messenger RNA of Panthera uncia (snow leopard), 5680 nucleotides long. RefSeq names its product collagen type IV alpha 6 chain (gene COL4A6). The transcript is spliced from 45 exons. The coding region runs from base 232 to 5679 and encodes 1815 amino acids. Lineage: Eukaryota; Metazoa; Chordata; Mammalia; Carnivora; Felidae. Gene Ontology annotation, cellular component: basement membrane; collagen trimer. Gene Ontology annotation, molecular function: extracellular matrix structural constituent. The record is from RefSeq and is a predicted model, not a curated record.
AACUAUCUUUUGAGUGCGGCAAGUUGUAGCGGGCACCGCUGACUGUUUCCCUUUGGGGCACGUCUUAUCUAGAAGCUGAAUUUAGUUUCUUCCGAAGUGAGCCAGUUCGCCCCCCAAGCCCGUCCUCCCGAAUAAGGAAGCAGCCGCCGAGCAUCAGCGGAGCCCUGAUGAGCCUGGGCUGUGGAGCCGCUUAGCAGUCUCCCAGGACCCAGCUCCGGAGGAGCCGCAAGCAUGCACCCUGGGUUGUGGCUGCUCCUGGUUACGUUGUGCCUGACCGAAGAACUGGCAGGAGCGGGAGAGAAGAAGUCCUAUGGAAAGCCAUGUGGAGGCCAAGACUGCAGUGGAGGCUGUAAAUGCUUUCCUGAGAAAGGAGCGAGAGGGCGACUAGGACCAAUUGGAAUUCAAGGUCCAACAGGUCCUCAAGGAUUUGCUGGCCCUAGCGGUUUAUCAGGGUUGAAAGGAGAAAGGGGCUCCCCAGGUCCCCUGGGACCAUAUGGACCAAAAGGAGAUAAGGGUCCCAUGGGAGUUCCUGGCUUUCUUGGCAUCAAUGGGAUUCCGGGCCACCCGGGACAGCCAGGGCCCAGGGGCCCACCUGGCCUGGAUGGCUGUAAUGGAACUCAAGGAGAUGUUGGAUAUCCAGGCCCUGAUGGCUAUCCUGGGCUUCUCGGACCACCCGGGCUUCCUGGCCAGAAAGGCUCUAAAGGUGAAACUGUCCUUGCCCAAGGUAGUUUCAAAGGAAUAAAGGGGGAGCCUGGACUGCCUGGACUGGACGGAAUCACUGGCCCACAAGGAGCACCCGGAUCUCCAGGAGCUGUAGGACCCAUGGGACCACCAGGAUUGCAAGGUCCUCCAGGCCCUCCCGGUUUCCCUGGUCCUGAUGGGAAUAUGGGGUUAGGUUUCCAAGGAGAGAAAGGAGUCAAGGGGGAUGUUGGCCUCCCAGGCCCUGCGGGACCCCCACCAUCUACUGGAGAACUGGAAUUUAUGGGAUUUCCCAAAGGGAAGAAAGGAUCCAAGGGUGAACCAGGGCUUCCAGGUUUACCAGGAAUAAGUGGCCCUCCAGGUCUCCCGGGAUUUGGAACUGCUGGAGAAAAGGGUGAAAAGGGAAUCCCUGGUUUGCCAGGACCUAGGGGUCCCAUGGGUUUAGAAGGACUCCGAGGGCCCCCAGGGAGUCAGGGCAAGAAAGGGUCUUCAGGUUUCCCUGGGUUUAACGGAUUUCCAGGAAUUAAGGGCGAAAAGGGUGGCAUUGGCUUGCCAGGCCCAGAUGCUUACAUCGAUACGGAUGGUGCUGUGAUCUCAGGUUACCCUGGAGACCCCGGUGUGCCAGGCCUCCCAGGACUUAAAGGAGAUGAAGGCAUUCAGGGCCUGCCUGGCCCUUCCGGCCUCCCUGGCUUGCCAGCUUUACCAGGUGUCCCAGGUGCCCUAGGGCACCAAGGAGUUCCAGGUCUCAAGGGGGACAAAGGAAACCCAGGCCGCACCACAGUUGGGGCAGCUGGCCCCCCUGGCAGAGGCGGUUUGCCAGGCUUACCAGGCCUAGCAGGCCCACCCGGUCGAACAUUUGAGACUGGAACACUACAGAACACAGAGCCAGGGUUCCCUGGUCUCCGAGGAGAACGAGGUCCAAAAGGAAACCCAGGCCUCAAAGGAAUAAAAGGGGACUCAGGGUUUUGUGCUUGUGAUGGCGGUGUCCCUAACAUUGGACCACCUGGGGAGCCAGGCCUGCCUGGGUCACAAGGUCUCAUUGGCCUUCCAGGCCUUAAAGGAACCAGAGGAGAUCCAGGCUCUGGGGGUACACAGGGCCCAUCAGGGACUCCAGGUUUAUUUGGACCUCGGGGUCCUGCAGGCCACAAAGGAGAGAAAGGGGAGCCAAGUCUCAGUUCAAGAUCAAGGAUGCCAGGGGAGCGGGGUGAUCCUGGCCCCCAGGGGCUCCCUGGUAAAACAGGAACCCCAGGGAAGGAUGGAGUACCAGGUUUACCAGGUCUGCCAGGCCUCCCAGGUGAUGGUGGACAGGGCUUCCCAGGUGAGAAGGGGUUACCAGGACUUCCUGGUGAAAAGGGCCGCAGUGGUCCAGCUGGUCCCCCAGGAAAUGGACUGCCGGGAUCUCCCGGACCUCGUGGGCUUCCUGGAGAUCAAGGAAUAAAUGGAUUACCAGGGAAGCAAGGCCUCCCUGGGCUUCCAGGUGACUGUUGUUGCAGGGAGAGCAUUGGUAAAGGAGGCUUAGACACAGAGGGAGGGGUCACCUUGCCGUGUAUAAUUCCCGGAUCAUACGGUCCAUCAGGCUUUCCAGGAGCUCCCGGAUUCCCAGGUCCUAAAGGGGCCCGUGGCCUCCCUGGGAUUGCAGGCCAGCCUGGAUUGCGUGGAAAUAAAGGAAAGGCUGGAAGUCCAGGAUUAGUUCACCUUCCUGAACUGCCAGGAUUUCCUGGACCUCGUGGGGAGAAGGGCUUGCCUGGGUUUCCUGGGCUCCCUGGAAAAGAUGGCUUGCCUGGGAAAAUUGGCAGUCCAGGUUUACCAGGUUCCAAGGGAGCCUCUGGUGACAUCUAUGGUGCUGAAAAUGGUGCUCCGGGGGAGCAAGGCCUACAGGGAUUGCCAGGGGACCGAGGAUUUCCUGGAGACCCUGGCCUUCCAGGACCCAAGGGUCUGCCUGGGAAGUCAGGCUUGCUGGGCCCCAAAGGUGAACGGGGCAGGCCUGGAACACCAGGCCAUGUGGGACAGCCAGGGUCCCCAGGGCCUGAUGGCCGAUUCGACAUCAAGGGCAAACCCGGGCUCCCAGGAGCACCAGGCUUUCCAGGCCCUUCAGGACAUCCUGGAAAGAAAGGUUUAAGAGGCGAGACAGGUCCCCCUGCAUCAGCUGGAAAGAGAGGCCUGCCUGGGUUGAAAGGCCUUCCAGGAUCUCCAGGGCUGAUUGGCUUCUUGGGGAACUCAGGCUUGCCAGGGAGCACUGGGUUGCCAGGCCUGCCGGGUCCGAAGGGUGAGAAGGGAUCUGCUGGGCUGGUAGGUUUUCCAGGGAUACCAGGUCUCCCUGGUAUUCCUGGUGCAAGUGGAUUAAAGGGCAUUUCUGGGUCAGCCGGAAAGGUGGGACCAUCUGGACGGGCUGGUAGUGCUGGUAAAAAAGGAGACAGAGGUGACCCGGGGCCAGCUGGAAUCCCCAGUCCACGACCUCCAAUCCUGAACCUGCAGCUGAAAGGAGAUAAAGGCUCUAGAGGCUCAGCUGGAUCUGACGGAUUUCCUGGGCCCAGAGGUGACAAAGGAGAGACUGGCCCCCCAGGGCUACCAGGCUUGCCUGGAGUUCCCGGCCUCCCCAGUAUCAUCAAGGGACUUAAUGGGAAACCAGGCCCCCCUGGCUCCAUUGGAUUACGGGGCUUACCCGGCCUUAAAGGGUCCCCUGGAAUCACAGGUUUCCCAGGAAUACCAGGAGCAAGUGGUUCACAGGGUCUCAAUGGAGCUCCCGGACUCCCAGGAGCAUCUGGUCUCCCAGGUUCAAAAGGAGAUCAAGGCCAGACCCUUGGAAUUUCCGGUAGCCUGGGACUCAAGGGACAACCUGGGGAAUCUGGGUUUAAAGGUGUGAAAGGAAAAGAUGGACUAGCUGGUGAUGUGGGUUUCCCAGGAAGCAAAGGUGAAGAUGGCAAAGUUGGUAUUUCUGGAGAUGUUGGCCUUCCUGGCUCCCCAGGACUCCCUGGGAUUGCAGGCAUGAGAGGAAAUCCAGGGCUACCGGGUUCUGCAGGCCAUCCAGGGGCCUCUGGGCCCCUGGGAGCCCCCGGCCUAAUAGGAACCAAAGGUUUCCCUGGACUUCCUGGUUUACAUGGACUGAAUGGGCUUCCAGGAACCAAGGGAACCCAUGGAACUCCAGGACCCAGUAUAACCGGUGUUCCUGGGCCAGCUGGCCUGCCUGGUCCCAAAGGGGAAAAAGGUUCUCCAGGAAUUGGCAUCGGAGCCCCAGGGAAGCCAGGAGUGAAAGGACAGAGAGGUGGCCGAGGUUUCCCAGGCUUCCAGGGACCUGCUGGUCUGCCCGGUGCCGCAGGCCUCUCCUUGCCUUCAGUCAUAGGAGGACAGCCUGGCGACCCCGGGCGACCAGGCCUAGAUGGAGAGCGAGGUAAAGACAGGAAACCCAAAAGAGGUUUGGCCUUUGCCUUCUGUCCGCAGUUUGGGGAGAUCCUAAUACAGUCCAGCCCCAUUCCUACUGCUGGAUGUGCAUGGGCCUGCAUGGCCUCAUGUCCCUCCCCCAACAGGGACAUGGGGGACUGCAAAGGGCUGUAUUUGCAAAAAGGGUUUGGGAAGGUCCAGGCACUGGGACCCCAGAUGCAGCAAAGGAAUGUUCUCUGCCCUGGGAACAGGCUUUGGCUUGAUAUUAGCCCCGAGGCCUUCAGUGGUGGCCACCUCCUUCUCACCUGCCUUCAUUCCUCUCUGAUCUUAUCUCUAGGCCGCCCAGGCCCUCCAGGGCCCCCAGGGCCCCCUGGGCCAUCCUCUGAUCAAGGUGACCCUGGAGACCCUGGCUUCCCUGGAAUUCCUGGCCGUCAAGGGCCCAAGGGAGACCAAGGAAUUCCAGGUUUCUCUGGCCUUCCUGGAGAGCUAGGACUGAAAGGCAUGAGAGGUGAGCCUGGCUUCAUGGGGAUUCCAGGCAAGGUUGGGCCACCUGGAGACCCAGGACUUCCCGGGAUGAAGGGGAAGGCAGGGCCAAGAGGCUUUUCCGGACCCCGGGGUGCUCCUGGACAAACACCAAUUGCAGAAGCUGUUCAGGUUCCUCCUGGACCCAUGGGUCAACCGGGCAUGGAUGGCAUCCCUGGCCUCACAGGAGACCCUGGGGUUCAAGGCCCUGUAGGCCUACAAGGCUCCAAAGGAUUACCUGGCAUCCCUGGAAAAGAUGGUCUCAACGGACUCAUUGGCCCACCUGGGCCUCUUGGUGAUCCUGGUCUCCCUGGACUGCAAGGCCCUCCAGGACUCGAAGGAGCUCCAGGGAAGAAGGGUCCCUUCGGGACGGCUGGAAUGCCUGGGCAGAGCUCGAGAGUGGGUUACACGUUGGUGAAGCACAGCCAGUCGGAACAGGUGCCCCUGUGUCCCGUCGGGAUGAGCCAGCUGUGGGUGGGUUACAGCUUGCUGUUCGUGGAGGGGCAGGAGAAAGCCCACAACCAGGACCUGGGAUUUGCUGGCUCCUGCCUGCCCCGCUUCAGUACCAUGCCUUUCAUCUAUUGCAACAUCAACGAAGUGUGCCACUAUGCUGGGCGCAAUGAUAAAUCCUACUGGCUGUCCACCACCGCCCCCAUUCCCAUGAUGCCCGUCGGCCAGACCCAGAUUCCCCAGUACAUCAGCCGCUGUUCUGUGUGUGAGGCACCCUCACAAGCCAUUGCUGUGCACAGCCAGGACAUCACCAUCCCGCAGUGCCCCCUGGGCUGGCGCAGCCUCUGGAUUGGGUACUCCUUCCUCAUGCACACUGCUGCUGGCGCCGAGGGCGGGGGCCAGUCCCUGGUCUCACCCGGCUCCUGCCUGGAGGAUUUUCGUGCCACUCCUUUCAUCGAAUGCAGUGGGGCCCGGGGCACCUGCCACUACUUUGCCAACAAGUACAGUUUCUGGCUGACAACAGUGGAAGAGAGGCAGCAGUUUAGGGAGGAACCUGUAUCUGAAACACUGAAGGCUGGGCAGCUCCAUACAAGGGUCAGCCGCUGCCAGGUGUGUAUGAAAAGCCUGUAGG